GGCCGCCACAGAGAUGGGGUCCCCUCCGGGGAAGCUGGACUUCCUCUGCAAACUGGGGUACGCCAAGGAGGAUGCCGUCAAGGUGCUGGCCAAGCUGGGGCCGAGGGCGCUGGUCAACGACGUCCUGCAGGAGCUGAUUCAGAUGGGCAGCAGCCCUCAUGCCGAAGGGAGUCCCGGGCCCCAGCUCGUCGCCCGGGGCGCCUGCAGCAGCACCGGAGCGUUGCCCAAGCAGCACCGCGGUGCCGAUCCCGAACGGGAGACGGGGGACCCGACCGGCUGCUCCCUGAGACCCAUCGUGAUUGACGGCAGCAACGUGGCGAUGAGUCACGGAAAUAAGGAAGUAUUCUCUUGCCGUGGGAUUCAGCUCGCCGUGAACUGGUUCAAGGAGAGAGGACAUACCUACAUCAAGGUGUUUGUCCCAUCCUGGAGAAAGGACCCCCCACGCUCUGAUAGUCCCAUUACAGAGCAGCACGUGCUGGAGGAGCUGGAGAAACAGACGAUCCUGGUGUACACCCCGUCCCGCAGGGUGAACGGGAAGCGGGUGGUCUGCUACGACGACCGCUACAUCGUCAAGGUGGCCUACGAGAAGGACGGCAUCAUCGUCUCCAACGACAACUACCGGGACCUCCAGAGUGAGAACCCCGAGUGGAAGUGGUUCAUCGAGCAGCGACUCCUCAUGUACUCCUUCGUCAACGACAAGUUCAUGCCUCCUGAUGAUCCCCUAGGCCGCCGUGGACCCACGCUCAACAAUUUCCUGAGCAGAAAGCCAAAGCUUCCUGAGCCCUCCUGGCAGCACUGCCCAUAUGGCAGGAAGUGCACCUAUGGUGUCAAGUGUAAAUUUUACCACCCAGAGAGACUCAAUCAAGCCCAGUUGUCGGUGGCGGAUGAGCUCCGAGCCAAAACAAAGGCCUCUUCCAGCUCUGAGGAGGAGCGGCUGGCGGGCGGCGGGGCCGCCAAGCCCGAGGCGGUCAGCCCGCUGCCCGGGACUCACCCGCAAGGAUCCUGGGCUUCCCGAGGAAGCAGCGGCAGCAGUCUCGGCAGCGGCAGCGGCCUGGGGCCCAGCUGGGCGGAGGAGAGGUUCCGGGCGCCAGCGGCGGGCACCUGGGCGGACGGUGCCCGAGGGAGAUGGGAGCCCGAGCAGGGUUUCUCCCCGCCGUCCCACGCUGGAGAUCUCGGGCUCGUGGAACUGCGGCUCUCCCGCGUGGAGUUGAGCGACGUGGCGGUGGGCCCCGGGCGGCGCCGGCCGAGCCCCGGGCCUCCUCUGGGGUUAGACGACGGCGCCCCGGGUUGUAACUGCCAAGCCCCCUUCCCGCCUCGGAGGCACGGCCCGGACUGCGGCUGCUUCCUCCGAGACGGGCCCCCGCCCGCUCCGGGCGCUUGCCGACAGGUCUCUCCCAGUUGGGCUAUCUGCCCCGGCCCGGCCGGGGGAGGGGUGCCGGCACCGGAGACCCGGACCGACUCUUUGGUCCCCACGCACCUCUCGUCCAAAGCGGGAGCGUCAGCUGACCGGCGGCAGCAUCACCGGCCUCCGCAGCCGCGGGUCCCCUACAGCUCCCGCAGGCUCCCGGCGGACCAGUUUCCCGAUGGGCGGCGAGCCGACGAGACGUGGAACGCCCCACAGCCCGGGCACAUCCGGCCUCCGGGGGCGGCCGGCUGGGGACACGGCCCCUCGUCCCCCGCGGGGUACGAGUACCUCGCUUACACCGCGCUGGCCCAGGAGCGCGCCCGCACCGCUCUCUACAACCUCUUCCCCCAUCGGGAGGUGGACCGGGUUUUGGCCUCGUGUCCCAACCUCAGUGACGUGACUAGUAUCGUUGAGCUAAUUCAGGAGCACAGGAGCUUGCCCCGCUUAAGGAGCUCCCUCGAAUAGUUCAGGGGCCGGGCGGGGGCUCCGCGUGAAUGCAUUUAAGAUCUCAAGGCCGUAAUCGUCUUCCGAGGACAUUUAGGGAGCGGUCCCACAGCUCUCCAUCUUCAUCCCCCACCUCGGCCGGUGAGCUUCCUCCUCGGGACAGCUGAGAGUGGAGGUAUCGUUUUAGAGCUUCCCCGUCAUUGAGCCGAGCUGGAAAGGGCUUUCCCUUGUGAGUCUGAGCUACAUCUGAGUGUCCCCAAACUAGUGGACCUCGAUCUUGCUCUUCCCAACUUGCAAGGAAGGGGCUUCCACGGCCUCCCAAGUGACUCCGCCCCCCUCGCCUUCCGUUAACUCCUCAUUCUUCCUCUCUAGCUUAUUUCCCACAGGCCGUAGUUCUAACUUGCUUUGUCUUAAGUUUCUAUAGGUCAUCCCUGCGCCUUCUCAUCUCCAAACCUGAGUCCCCGGAUUAUACCGUUCAACUCCGAA
Messenger RNA from Ornithorhynchus anatinus (platypus), 2335 nucleotides. It is a transcript of the gene ZC3H12D, whose product is annotated as zinc finger CCCH-type containing 12D. The transcript has 5 exons. The record is from RefSeq and is a predicted model, not a curated record. Gene Ontology annotation, biological process: 3'-UTR-mediated mRNA destabilization; nuclear-transcribed mRNA catabolic process, RNase MRP-dependent. Gene Ontology annotation, molecular function: RNA endonuclease activity; mRNA binding; metal ion binding. Bases 14 to 1870 code for a protein of 618 amino acids. NCBI's taxonomy places the organism in Eukaryota, Metazoa, Chordata, Mammalia, Monotremata, Ornithorhynchidae. Gene Ontology annotation, cellular component: cytoplasmic ribonucleoprotein granule; nucleus.